AUGUCGCAUUUCUCACAGUAUAAGGACACCAUCCAGCCUGGUGAUCUAGCAUUGGCCUGGGUCUCUCGAGACAAUGUGAAGCCUUUCAGAAUAGUGCCGGGAGAAAGCUUUAACACCAGAUAUGGGUCUUUUGAACAUAACGCAAUGAUUGGAAAACCGUAUGGCUCGCAGAUCGCCGUGAGAACCAAAGGAUCCAACAAGUUCGGUUUUAUACAUGUACUGCAAGCAACUCCAGAGCUAUGGACGAUUUCACUGCCGCAUAGAACCCAAAUUGUCUAUACACCAGACUCAUCAUAUAUUAUACAGAGACUUCAAUGCACUUCACGCUCGAGAGUAAUUGAAGCCGGUACCGGGUCCGGGUCGUUCUCACAUGCCUUCUCAAGGACUGCAGGUCAUUUGUUUUCGUUCGAGUUUCACGAGGUCAGGUAUCAGCAGGCUAAAAAAGAGUUUGAAGACCAUGGGUUGAUUGCAGACGGGAAUGUCACAAUUACUCACCGGGACGUGUGCCAAGAUGGGUUUACUAUCAAGCCCACUGACACUACCAGCUACUAUGAAGGUUCAUCCGCUCACCCCCAUGUUGCAGUCACACUCGACGCAGAUGCUGUGUUUUUAGACUUACCAGCGCCUUGGGAUGCUAUUCCACAUCUGGAUGAGGUCAUUAUGAAAAACGCUAAAGUCAUUCUGUGCUGCUUUUCGCCAUGUAUAGAGCAAGUGGACAAAACUUUAGAAAUCUUAGAGAAGCACGGUUGGACCGACGUCGAAACGGUAGAGAUUCAAGGAAGACAAUACGAGGCCAGACGUCAAAUGGUUCGGAAACUAGACGAUGCCUUGAAUCGACUGCGCGAUGUUAGAGAGCGCAAGCAAGUUGGGGUGGAGCGUCGCAAGCGGAUGUUCACUAAAUUGCUGAACGAAGAAGACACUGCUUCCGAGGUAAGGCCUCCCACCGAAAAAACGCAAUUCAACCCGUUCGGUAAAGGUUCCCGAGUAAAAGAAGGUGAUACGAAGUUCCAGUGGAAAGAAGUUACGAAAGUAGAGGCCGAAAUCAAAUCUCACACUUCGUAUUUGACGUUUGCAUCUAAAAUUGGCAAAAUAUCCAGGAAUGAAGAAGAAGUGCUACGGGAACUCCAAAAAGUCAGAGACGGCAAAUCAAAUAAUUAG
Messenger RNA from Lachancea mirantina, 1158 nucleotides. NCBI's taxonomy places the organism in Eukaryota, Fungi, Ascomycota, Saccharomycetes, Saccharomycetales, Saccharomycetaceae. The record is from the annotation of a GenBank genome assembly.